Molecule: messenger RNA, 669 nt
Organism: Cornus florida
Lineage: Eukaryota; Viridiplantae; Streptophyta; Magnoliopsida; Cornales; Cornaceae
Exons: 2
Coding region: 1-669 (222 amino acids)
Source: RefSeq, a predicted model, not a curated record
AUGUUUUAUGCUUGUCACACGGCAUCAGAACAAAAGGAUGUUGUGUGGUUUCUUGAUAGUGGGUGUAGUAACCACAUGACUGGAGAUAAAAACAUAUUCUUGGAGAUUGAUUCUUCAUCAAAUUCUCAAGUGAGGAUAGGAAAUGGUGCCUUGUUCCAAGCAAAGGGAAAAGGUACUAUUGCCAUAGAGACAAAUAAAGGACGAAAGCAUAUUCGGGAUGUGUUACUUGUUCCGAAUUUAGAGCAAAAUUUGUUAAAUGUUGGGCAGCUUGUAGAGCAUAGGUACUCCAUUCAUUUUGAUGAGGACUCUUGCAAAAUUUAUGACAAGGGAGGUGUAAAGACUCGACCUGACAUCAUGUACGCUACAAGCUUAUUAUCUCGGUUUAUGCACAAUCCAAGCCAAAUUCAUGUUGCGGCUGCCAAGAGGGUGUUGAGAUAUAUACAAGGUACACUUGAUUUUGGCAUCUUGUAUGAGAAAAAUGUUGAUGCAAAGUUGUUUGGUUUUUGUUAUAGUGAUUGGACCGAAUGUGUUGAUGAUAUGAGAAGUACUUCCGGUUAUGCAUUCUUUCUUGGUUCGGGUGUAUUUUCAUGGGCAUCUAAAAAGCAAGAAACGUUAGCGCAAUCUUUUGCAAAAGCUGAGUAUGUUUCAGCAUCAUUGGCAGCGUCAUAA